Molecule: messenger RNA, 1964 nt
Organism: Eubalaena glacialis (North Atlantic right whale)
Lineage: Eukaryota; Metazoa; Chordata; Mammalia; Artiodactyla; Balaenidae
Gene: NIPAL2
Product: NIPA like domain containing 2
Exons: 11
Coding region: 96-1247 (383 amino acids)
Biological process (GO): magnesium ion transport
Cellular component (GO): membrane
Molecular function (GO): magnesium ion transmembrane transporter activity
Source: RefSeq, a predicted model, not a curated record
GCCUCCGCAGGGCGCGCCUCCUUUGUGGCGCCGGGCUGGGCGGCCGGGCCGGGAGGAGGCGGGAGCCCGAGUCCCAGCGCGGGGAGCGAGAGCUAAUGGCGGCGCCUGCGCCCGGGGGCCCCGGAGCCGCCGCCUCGGCCGCCCUGGACGAGCUGUCCCGGAACCUCACGUACGGGGCGCUGGGCGCCGGCAAUGGCUCCCUGUCGGGCGCUUGGUACCGCCGGAACCAGAUUCACCUUUUUGGAGUUUUGCUGGCCAUUUUAGGAAACUUGGUAAUCAGCAUUUCCCUAAAUAUUCAGAAAUAUUCGCAUCUUCAGUUGGCGCACCAAGAACACCCAAGGCCGUACUUCAAGAGCGUGCUGUGGUGGGGCGGCAUCAUACUGAUGGCUGUGGGAGAGACAGGAAACUUUGCAGCCUAUGGAUUUGCCCCCAUUACUCUCAUUGCUCCAUUAGGCUGUAUGUCUGUUACAGGUAGUGCCAUUAUUUCUGUUAUGUUUCUGAAAGAAAAUUUGAGAGCCUCAGAUUUACUAGGUAUGACACUGGCAUUUGCAGGAACAUAUUUAUUGGUGAACUUUGCUCCAAAUAUAACUCAGGAUAUCUCCGCAAGAACAGUACAGUAUUACUUUGUUGGCUGGCAGUUCAUGACCUAUGGGAUUUUAGAAAUACUAAUUUUCUGCAUUCUCCUAUAUUUCCAUAAAAGAAAAGGAAUAAAACACAUUGUGAUUCUGCUAACCCUGGUGGCACUUCUAGCCUCAUUGACUGUCAUUUCAGUAAAAGCCGUCUCAGGCAUGAUCACUUUUUCUGUGACGGAUAAAAUGCAACUAACUUAUCCCAUCUUCUAUAUCAUGUUUAUCAUCAUGAUAGCAUCUUGUGUUUUCCAAGUCAAGCUCCUGAAUCAAGCCACAAAACUCUACAAUACAGCGACGGUGGUGCCCAUUAACCAUACUUUCUUUACAAUCAGUGCCAUUAUUGCAGGUAUCAUAUUUUAUCAGGAAUUCCUUGGUGCAGCUUUUCUCACUAUAUUUAUAUAUCUUUUUGGGUGUUUUCUGUCAUUCCUUGGUGUGGUUUUGGUCACAAGAAAUCGAGAAAAGGAACAUCUGCCACAGUCUUACAUUGAUUUUGGACAUGUCCCUGGGAAACAAAUGUUGGACAAAAUACAACCAGAUUCAAAUGGCUUAUCCUAUGGAACUUUGCCUGAUGGAAGUGACUCCACAAAGAGCCCAAGUGGAGAGAAGAAAGAGGUCUGAAAUGCCGAGAGGGAUGGCUGCUGGCCUGUUAUUCGAUACCACCUUUUAAAAAAUUGCACAUGUUCAAUUUGUGUCAGCAGCUAUUUUAUGCUGACAUGUGCUCCCAUUUGUUUAGUCCUUUACCCCACCUCCAUGUCUAUGGACUAUCAGGGCCUUCCUAAGCUUUGACACUCUAAUGUUUUCAUGGAAUGUGAUUUGAAGUGUUCCCCACACCCUGGACCUCUCCCUAGUGAUCAUCGAACUGGCUAGAUCUUAAUUAGAGCCUGGCUGCCCAAGCAGGAAUGUCACACAAAAAUGUGCGUCCACGAUUUGGCUGCAGAACACAUCGGUUGCUUUUCCCAUACAGCUUGCAAGAUCAGUUGCUUUGCUUUAAAGGGACACUUUAGCCCCACCACCUCGCUCCUAAACCAAAGGUUUGAGAGCAUUCAUUCUUCCUAAGACAUCUUUUAUGAACCUCCCCCAAAACAUUUCACCUUCCUAUUCCCAAAUUGAGUGGUGAAUCAUCUUUUCUGAAAACUAGCCCUAUCACAAAUAUCCUUUGAAAAUUAAGGGUGUCUUUAAAAUUAGAAUUUAUACCCCAUUCUAUGAUGGGGUAUACCAAAACCAAAAGACCUUGACUGGUGGACUUUUUUAAGCUUAAGAAAGGAAAAAUUUAAGAAUUAGUACCAACUUUUUAAAUAAAAAUGUAAUAGAAUGGUGACGUUUUCUUCAGCUGUA